Betta splendens (Siamese fighting fish) is the source of this 5045-nucleotide messenger RNA. It is a transcript of the gene gjc1, whose product is annotated as gap junction protein gamma 1. NCBI's taxonomy places the organism in Eukaryota, Metazoa, Chordata, Actinopteri, Anabantiformes, Osphronemidae. Gene Ontology annotation, biological process: cell communication. The record is from RefSeq and is a predicted model, not a curated record. Bases 770 to 2227 code for a protein of 485 amino acids. Gene Ontology annotation, cellular component: connexin complex. The transcript has 3 exons.
UGCUCCCCCGUGAUGACGGGUCGCCAGGCUUUCCGGGAACCCAGCUGCCUCCGCUCAGCGCGUCCGCGGCGACGGCUGCCAGUCCCGAUGAAGACGCACGCUCAGGUGGAGCUCCGGUGAUCAACAGCUCGACAACUUCACCGUCUCCUGCGCGGAACGUCAACAUGAGGGGACCCGACGGACGAAAGCGGAGCCAAGUAUCACGCGUGAGCGCCUGGUAGCUGCUGUGCGUGUUGCCACAUUCUUGAGCCAUUCUUGAACGAACGAGCUCUCGAGGUUUGAUCUUAAUCAGUCGACGGAACUGUUAUUUUGGCAGCGGAGCGCGUGGAGUCUGUGCCAAAAUGACCAGACCAUUGUCUAGCAUCGCUGCAACGGAAUGGGCCCACAGGAAUUUUGGCACCGGUUUUACGCAGCAGACCACCUAGUUGCGUCGACGUGAACCCGACCGGAGUCAGAACGGAGGCGCAGAUGGACAAAGACCGCUCGCACGUUUCGCCGUGGUGAUGCUUUGAGACGGAGAGAAAAGACGCGUCGGUGACACGCGCGGCUGGUUCUUCCCGAGGAGUGGAGCAGAUAAUCAACGACGGGAUCCAAGUUUGGACCUCACCGAGUCCAACGCGACCUUCCCCUCCCCCCAGACGGAUCAUCUUAUAUCUUAAAGCAUCUUCACAGACUCGCAUAGCGAGAGUGUGAUGUGGAGCCAGUACAGUAAGAGAGUCUGUGAACAGGUGAGAGAGGGACACUGUCUGCCCCACUGUCCAGCGACACAAUGAGCUGGAGCUUCCUCACGCGGCUGCUGGAGGAGAUCCACAACCACUCCACCUUCGUGGGGAAGCUGUGGCUCACCGUGCUCAUCGUCUUCCGCAUCGUCCUCACCGCCGUCGGGGGAGAGUCCAUCUACUACGACGAGCAGAGCAAGUUCGUAUGCAACUCGGGCCAGCCGGGCUGCGAGAACGUCUGCUACGACGCCUUCGCCCCCUUGUCCCAUGUGCGCUUCUGGGUCUUCCAGAUCAUCCUGGUAGCGAUGCCUUCUCUGAUGUACAUGGGCUACGCCGUCAACAAGAUUGCACGACUGGAUGAGGCCAAAGGGGGAGCCGGUUCCGCCGCCGUCAGGACGGGAGGAGGGGGCUACACGCACAGGAAGCCCAGGAAGAUCUGCUUCGGAGCCCGGCAGCACCGGGGCAUCGAGGAGACCGAGGAGGACCAGGAGGACGAUCCCAUGAUCUACGAGGUGCCUGAGAUCGAGCCCCCCAAAAGGCCGCGGGACCCUCUGCAGCCCACGCCCAGACCCAAAAUCCGCCACGACGGGCGCAAGCGCAUUCGCGACGAGGGCCUGAUGCGGGUCUACAUUCUGCAGCUGGUGACCCGCACGGUGUUAGAGGCAGGCUUCCUCGCGGGGCAGUACCUGCUCUAUGGCUUCCGAGUCACUCCGGUGUUCGUAUGCUCAGGGAAACCGUGUCCCCACAGCGUGGACUGCUUUGUCUCGCGGCCCACGGAGAAGACCAUCUUCCUGCGCAUCAUGUACGGCGUCACCGUCCUCUGCCUCACGCUCAACGUCUGGGAGAUGCUCCACCUGGGCAUCGGCUCCAUCUGCGACGUCCUCCGCCGCCGCCGCAGCCCGCCCCCGGAGGACGAGUACCAGUUGGGCCUGCUGGGCAACAGCGGGGGCGUGGAGGGCUCGGUGGGGGGGACAGCGCCAGAGGCCGGAUCCGAGGGGGGAGUGGGCGGCGACGGGGCCGCUGAUUACGUGGGGUACCCCUUCUCCUGGAACACCCCGUCGGCUCCGCCCGGCUACAACAUCGUGGUGAAACCCGAGCAGAUGCCCUACACGGACCUGAGCAACGCCAAGAUGGCGUGCAAGCAGAACCGCGCCAACAUCGCCCAAGAGGAGCAGCAGCAGUUCGGCAGCAACGAGGACAACUUUCCCACCGGGGGGGAGGCCCGCGUGGCUCUGAACAAGGACAUGAUCCAGCAGGCCCACGAGCAGCUGGAGGCGGCCAUCCAGGCCUACAGCCAGCAGCACCGGGCCGAGGAGCAGCUCGGGGACAACCAGGACGACAAGCCCCAAAGCAACAUCAUCCAGGCGCAGCCGCAGCCGCAGCCGCAGCCCCCGAAGGAGCGCAAGCAUCGGUUCAAGCACGGGAAGGGAGGCAGCAGCGGGGGAGGCAGCAGCAGCAACAGCAGCAGCAGCAAGUCGGGAGAGGGGAAGCCCUCGGUGUGGAUCUAACUCCACACGCAGCACCCUGAACUCGAACCCUGUACAUAUUAGAGACAAGCAGGUGCAGACUUACUGGAUAAUUAUACACUCGAGUGCCUUAGAGAAUCCUGCAAGCUGGAGACGAGGUGGUUUCCAGGACGAGGCACGUGUAAGGAAGUGAUGUUGCAGCUGACACUUCGCUUUGUCUGGGCUAUCACUGUCUAACUUGAAAAAUCACCGCCACGCGAGCCGUUUACGUCUCAUUCUCCUCAGUUUCCGAGAGCAGAUUCCUGACCUCUCCUGUCUCCUCGGUGAUGCUUUCUUAGGGAUUUGUGCUUAGGGAAAAAGUUACUGGAUGAUAAUGAGUUCUGUCGCGAACCAGAUUGAUCCCAGAUUUGGCUUAGCUGGUUUUUGGCUGAGAGCGCGGGGCCAGAGCCGUACGUAGACAAUAAGGUCGCGUUAUUGUGACGAGCGAAGUCGAUGCCUUUUGUUCCUGUCAUGAUGUGAGCAAGGCCGUCCCAAUGUAAACGCUCUGCGCCGCAGUGAGAACGUCACCUUCCCGUAGGCCGUGUCCUGUUGGGCCUGUCCCGUGUCGCCGCCCGUUCCAGCGUCGAUCACAGCGUCAUGUUGCUGUGGUGACUUUGCAUUUCGCCCACGUCCUUGUGCGUUCCCCGCGUUUUUUUAAGCCAGCUGCGACUCAGGAACAUAUGAGCACAGCUGGCGGCUCCGUGUCCGGUCCACGCUGGGCCAAAUGUUCUUUUCAACAAGGUGCAGAUCGGUCCAGUUUGAUGCGUUGUCGUUUGGGGGCUUCUCGGUUCCUCCCCGGCUUUUCACGGCUCAACAAGGCCGCUCGCUAGAACACUGUUCUUCUAUCUGCCUUGUAGUUGACUGCCCCCUGGCGGUUCCGUUCUGAGUCUGGAGCAGACGCCAGCUUGCAGCAUCCAGCAACACAAUAGCCAGCUGUGGUGUUCCAGUCUACUGACCAGCCUUGUAUUAGCUCCAGGUCUUCCCAGCACCUACAAGUUUGGUGUUAAGUGCCACCAUCUUGUACCGAUCAACGUUCUAAGCCAUUACUGUCAUAUAGUGAGACCAAACACUGUUUGUGCGAUGCAAGCGUCAGUGCCAAGACUUUAAAGCUGGGCUGCUACAGAGCCCAGUUGGGUGUAGCUUUGGAAUACGGUGGCCAUGCUACUCCGACCGUGGAAAUAUGCCUACGUCAGACCAACCCUUUUAUAAAAGCCACUCGCUUUUUCUAUGCCAUACGGAAUGGGAUUUAAAAUAGAAAACUCCAAAAUGGAGACUUUUUUUUUAUGUUGAAGCCAAUUUUUUAUAUAAAAACAAUCACACUUUUGUAAAAUAAAAUAAAGCAAACAGGUUCUUUUAACGAUGACUUAGCUGUAUGUAUAUUUAUGGUUGUUGUGUUUUAAAUUGCCUUCCAAUUGUAAAAAAUGUUAAAUAUGACAUAGUUUAUUUUUAUAAUAUGUCAGCAACAGUGACUUAAAGAUAAAUAGAAAAAAAGCCAGACUUUCUCUUGUAUGUUACAAUUUCAGUAAUUAAUGUCUGUGGCAACUCUCUGGGCUGUAUUUAUAUAAUAAACAGUGUAACUAUUUUCUGACAUUGUUCUGUGAUCUGCUGAACAGACGUGCGUGGAGACAAACCCACUGGUGAAGUGGUUCAAAGAGCAGGGUGUCUAAUGCAACAGUUCAAAGACUGACUGACUUUCAGCAACGGACUUAUUCGUUCUUAAGCACAGCCAGAGAACUGACUGGCACUCACUGCUGGGCCAAACAGGCCACAGGUGAUUGGCCAGCUCCUCCUCCCUGGAGGCCGAUCAGCUCUCAUUAAAUCUAGUCCUGUAGAAAAGCUUCUAGAGUUUCUAAAGUAAUUGCUGCUUUUAAAAAAGCAGGAAAGACUCAGACGCAGACUCUGCUGGGGCCACUAGAGGGCGACAUUGUGCCAAAAUCUCCAGGCAGUCAGAAAGGCGGAGCCUCUUCAAAAUGAUUCUGUGCUCAGAUUUGUCUGCGUUCAAAGCGGAAGUAAGAAAAUCAUGCAAUUAUUAUUACACUAUGGCACUGCCACGUGUUGGCUUUACCCUGUUCUCUGCUUCCUCUCUGCUGAGGGACCAAAACAGAGCGAGAGCAAAAUGAAAAUACUCCUUUUUUUAGGUUUCAGGGCUUGUUCUUCUGCAUUUUGCUGCCCUCUGAUUAAAAAUGAGUUACGGAACCUUUUUCAGGGAACAGAAACGCUCACAACAAAGGACGUAAAGUUUUGAGGUCUAGUAAACAAAAAGGUCGUAUAUAAUAAAUGCAGACAUAAAGUCACAAUUUCAGGUAUAUUUCCCCUGAAAUGAGCGGUAAUAUGCAUUUGAGACUGAAAACACUGAAGGUUGGAGAGACAUUUUGUUGAAUGAAUAAAUGAUAACCUUAAAAAUGCGGGUGUGCCACUGUUCACAGCACUGAUGUGAGCAGCAUUCACUAAUUAACAAUGUUUAAAGACAUCACAUUCAUUCCCGUGGGAUUUAUCUCUGUGCUGUAUCUCACCACAGUCAGAACGAAAGCCGGUUGCAUCAGCUGAAGUCCACCCUCAGCGUCUGUCGUGUUCAGAAGGAAGACUGUGAUGAAGCCGUGUUGUUUCCUUACGUGUGUCCCCCUGAUGUGGGACGUGACAAUAAGACUAGCACUCCAUGCGUUUGUGUUUUGUGUGUGUUUUUAUAAGCCUUUUGUAAAAUGUACAUCUCUGUGAGUUUCCCCCCGGCCAAGAUGUUUUUCAUAAUCUUUAAUAAAUACAUUUGAUUUGCAUGUGAAAAGACAUAUUUUCCUACAAAAAAUAAACCAGAAAUGCAUAUUGA